CAUUGUUUGAAUUAGACUUCUCUAUUAAAGGGGAGGAUUAGAAAGGGUUUUUAUUAUUUGCUCAACAGUGCGCCUGGAAUAGCUGAUCUGUUCCUUCGUGCUGGUUUUUCACAGCCUUAAGCUUUGCAGAAGAUACAUUUUCUGCGAUUCGCACCCUCGCCUCUGCUCUCUUAAUAUUAUUUUCAACACAGGAAUUGUUUUUUCAAUAUCAAGAAAGAAAGUUGAAAUUUUUUAUUUUUUUUCACAAAUGGAAGGUGGCGGAGGUUCUGUUAGACGCAGUGUUGAAGAUGUUUUCAAGGAUUUUAAAGGACGACGAGCUGCUUUGAUCAAAGCCCUCACUACUGAGGUGGAGGACUUUUACAACCAGUGUGAUCCAGAUAAGGACAAUCUAUGUCUGUAUGGAUUGCCUAGUGAACAAUGGGAAGUGAAUCUACCUGCAGAAGAGGUGCCUCCUGAAAUACCUGAGCCAGCUUUAGGAAUCAACUUUGCAAGGGACGGGAUGCAGGAAAGGGAUUGGCUGUCUUUGGUUGCUGUACAUAGUGAUGCUUGGCUGUCUGCAGUUUCUGUCUAUUAUGGUGCAAGAUUUGGUUUUGACAGGAAUGACAGAAAGCGGCUAUUCAACUUGAUGAAUGAACUUCCAACAAUAUUUGAGGUUGUUACUGGAACUGCAAAGAAGCAAGUGAAGGAAAGAUCAACAGUAACCAACAACAGCAGUAGCAAAAGCAAGUCAGGAGGGAAGUCACAGCGAACAUCUGAUUCUCAACCGAAAAUGUCAAAGUUAGUACAACCCAAAGAUGAAGAGGAAGGCCAGGAUGAAGAAGAGGAUGAGGAGCAUGGGGAGACCCUUUGUGGAUCCUGCGGUGGAAUUUAUACAGCAGAAUCAUCUGAUUUUUGGAUUGCCUGUGAUGUUUGCGAGAAUUGGUUCCAUGGAAAAUGUGUGAAGAUUACCCCUGCAAGAGCUGAGCACAUUAAGCAUUACAAAUGUCCAUCCUGUAGUAAAAGAGCUAGAAUUUAAGAACAAGCUAAAGGUUAUAUCUAAUGUUUCUUAUAACAUUGUGGCUUCAGGUGCAAGAGUGUUUGCAGCCACUAGAAUGUGUACCUCACAAUCAAAAUUGGUGUCUAGGGCAGAUUGAGGCAUGAUGUGACCCUUGAGGUCAGAUAGAGACUAGUGCAACAUCUGUGCACAGUGAGCUAGAAGUUUGCUUGCUUUUUGAUUGUAAGAUAACAGAUUAUGAUAUUUAGAAGUUUUGUUAGCUGUUUAGGUGACGUUAGGCACAUUGUUUUUGAAACUUUGAGGUUAUAUCAGAAAAGUUAUCUGUAUGUAAUUGAACUAGAAUCUUGUUUGCUUGUACUAUUUUCUACACUCGUUGCAAGAAAUUUCCAGCCUUAAUCUGUUGAUUUUUUGCAUUCA
Molecule: messenger RNA, 1411 nt
Organism: Cryptomeria japonica (Japanese cedar)
Lineage: Eukaryota; Viridiplantae; Streptophyta; Pinopsida; Cupressales; Cupressaceae
Product: PHD finger protein ALFIN-LIKE 4
Exons: 5
Coding region: 248-1015 (255 amino acids)
Biological process (GO): regulation of DNA-templated transcription
Cellular component (GO): nucleus
Molecular function (GO): histone binding; transcription coregulator activity; transcription cis-regulatory region binding
Source: RefSeq, a predicted model, not a curated record